Molecule: messenger RNA, 4146 nt
Organism: Eublepharis macularius
Lineage: Eukaryota; Metazoa; Chordata; Lepidosauria; Squamata; Eublepharidae
Gene: TNPO3
Product: transportin 3
Exons: 23
Coding region: 251-3064 (937 amino acids)
Biological process (GO): protein import into nucleus
Cellular component (GO): cytoplasm; nuclear membrane
Source: RefSeq, a predicted model, not a curated record
CGGAGCGAGCGAGCCAAGGCCGGCGGCGGGGCCUGCUCGGCGUGGUGCGGGCGGCGGUUCUCGGGCGCGGGCGGCGGCGGCGCGAGGCUCAGACCGGAACGCGAGGCGCGCGGGGCGGGGUUUCCGCGGGGAGCGUCCUCCGGGGACACCGGCCCCCUGCCGCCCGCUUCCUGCCCGGUAACGGACGCGGCCGGCGAUGGGCCGGGCGGCCUGAGGAGGCGGCCUGAGGCGGCGGCGCGGCGACCGAGGCAUGGAUCCCGGCGGGGGCGGCGGCUGCCCCGGGCCCGGCGGCGGCGGCGCGGGCAAGCCCAGCCUGCAGGUGGUGUACCAGGCCGUGCAGGCGCUCUACCACGACCCGGACCCCAGCGGCAAGGAGCGCGCCAGCCUGUGGCUCGGGGAGCUCCAGAGAUCGGUUCAUGCCUGGGAGAUUUCGGAUCAGUUGCUGCAGAUCCGGCAGGACGUGGAAUCAUGCUACUUUGCAGCCCAAACGAUGAAAAUGAAAAUCCAGACCUCAUUCUACGAGCUCCCGACGGACUCGCACGCCUCUUUGCGGGACUCUUUGCUUUCCCACAUCCAGAACUUGAAAGACAUGUCCCCUGUCAUUGUCACGCAGCUUGCAUUAGCAAUAGCAGACCUUGCCCUGCAGAUGGCCUCUUGGAAGGGCUGUGUACACACACUGGUUGAAAAGUACAAUAACGAUGUGAUGUCGCUGCCCUUCUUGCUGGAAAUCCUGACGGUGCUGCCAGAGGAAGUUCACAGUCGAUCCUUGCGCAUCGGAGCCAACCGCCGCACUGAGAUCAUCGAGGACCUGGCCUUCUACUCCAGCACAGUGGUCUCGUUACUGGUGACCUGCGUAGAGAAGACCGGCAACGAUGAGAAGAUGCUCAUCAAAAUUUUCCGCUGCCUGGGAAGCUGGUUCAACCUGGGGGUCCUGGAUAGCACCUUCAUGGCCAACAGCAAGUUGCUCUCGUUGCUCUUCGAGGUUCUGCAACAGGACAAGACGUCGUCGAAUCUGCACGAAGCCGCUUCGGACUGCGUCUGUUCGGCGCUCUAUGCCAUUGAGAACGUGGAGACCAACCUGCCCCUGGCGUUGCAGCUCUUCCAGGGGGUGCUGACCCUUGAGACGGCCUACCACAUGGCCGUGGCCAGAGAGGAUCUGGACAAGGUUCUGAAUUACUGCCGGAUUUUUACUGAGCUCUGUGAGACACUUCUGGAUAAAAUUGUUUGCACUCCGGGCCGCGGCCUGGGGGACCUGCGGACUAUAGAGCUGCUCUUGAUCUGUGCAGGCCACCCGCAGUAUGAGGUGGUGGAAAUUUCCUUCAAUUUCUGGUACCGGCUGGGGGAGCACCUUUACAAGACGGACGAUGCCGUCAUCCAUAGUAUCUUCAAGGCCUACAUUCAAAGGCUGCUCCAUGCCUUGGCUCGACACUGUCAGCUAGAUCCAGACCACGAAGGGAUCCCCGAAGAGACGGAUGACUUUGGGGAGUUCCGAAUGAGGGUGUCGGACCUGGUGAAGGACUUGAUCUUCCUUGUUGGCUCUGUGGAAUGUUUUGCCCAGCUUUAUGCUACCCUGAAAGAAGGAAAUCCUCCUUGGGAAGUAACGGAAGCUGUUCUUUUCAUCAUGGCCUCGAUUGCCAAGAGCGUUGAUCAGGAGAACAAUCCGACGCUGGUGGAGGUGCUGGAUGGGGUCGUGCGCCUGCCUGAAACAGUGCACGUGGCUGUCCGCUACACAAGCAUCGAGCUGGUCGGUGAGAUGAGCGAAGUGGUGGACAGGAACCCCCAUUUCCUUGAUCCAGUGCUUGGCUUUCUGAUGAAGGGCCUUUGCGAGAAGUCGCUGGCCUCGGUCGCUGCCAAAGCCAUUCACAACAUCUGCUCCGUGUGCCGGGACCACAUGGCCCAGCACUUCAGCGGGCUGCUGGAAAUCGCCCGUUCCCUGGACUCCUUCAUGCUCUCGCCGGAGGCGGCUGUCGGGCUGCUUAAAGGGACCGCAUUGGUGCUGGCCAGGCUCCCCCUAGAGAAGAUCUCAGCGUGUCUCAGUGAACUUUGUGCCGUUCAGGUGAUGGCUCUGAAAAAGCUGCUGUCUCAGGAGCCGAGCAACGGCCUGUCCUCGGACCCCACCGUGCCCCUCGAUCGCCUUGCUGUCAUAUUUAGGCAUACCAACCCUAUUGUAGAAAAUGGACAGACACAUCCGUGCCAAAAAGUCAUCCAGGAGAUCUGGCCAGUCCUGUCAGAGACCCUGAACAAACACCGUGCCGAUAACCGCAUUGUGGAACGCUGCUGCCGAUGCCUGCGCUUCGCUGUCCGCUGCGUAGGCAAAGGUUCGGCGGCGCUCCUGCAGCCGCUGGUCACUCAGAUGGUGAGCGUCUACCAGGAGCACCAGCACUCCUGUUUCCUGUACCUGGGGAGCAUCCUGGUGGACGAGUACGGGAUGGAGGAGGGCUGCCGGCAGGGGCUGCUCGACAUGCUGCAGGCUCUGUGUGUCCCCACGUUCCGGCUUGUUGAGCAACCAAAUGGCCUCCAGAACCACCCAGACACUGUGGAUGACCUCUUUCGGCUGGCAACCAGGUUCAUCCAGCGCAGCCCAGUCACAUUGCUCCGCAGCCAGGUGAUCCUGCCCAUCCUGCAGUGGGCCAUCGCUGCCACCACCCUGGACCACCGCGAUGCCAACUGCAGCGUCAUGAAGUUCUUGCGCGAUCUUGUCCACACGGGAGUGGCCAAUGAUCACGAAGAGGACUUUGAAGCCCGGAAGGAGCUCAUCGGGCAGGUGAUGACCCAGCUGGGACAGCAGCUCGUGAACCAGCUGCUGCACACGAGCUGCUUCUGCCUGCCGCCUUACACCCUGCCCGACGUGGCGGAAGUGCUGUGGGAGAUCAUGCAGGUUGACCGGCCGACCUUUUGCCGCUGGCUGGAGAACUCGUUGAAGGGCUUACCAAAGGAAACAACAGGGGGAGCGAUGCAAGUGACGCACAAGCAGCUGACGGACUUCCACAAGCAGGUCACGAGCGCUGAGGAGUGCAAACAGGUUUGCUGGGCUCUGAGGGACUUCACCAGGCUGUUCCGGUAGCGUGCUGCGCCUUCUGUCUGCCUGUCUCCCAGGACUGUCUUAUUUUCAGAAGAGGAAAUAAAACACAACCAAGACUCUGUCCCACAACCAGCAAACUUCAUUGUGGCCGAGGACUCUGACUCGCUCUGGGGUGUCCCGCCAAACCAGAAGAGACGCUUCGCCGCAAGAUCCGAGCCGGUGAAGUUCCUGUUUGUGAGUGAGAGAGAGAGGAAAAAAAAAAGGGGGCGCAACUUAUCCGCGACUAUCGAUGGCUGCAGCCGACCUACGGCAUUGCGGGGGGAGGGGAGCUGCUUUCCAGAUGGACUUGCUUUAAAAAAAAAAAAAAAAAGACAAAAAAGUAAUAAAAUGUUUUAAAAAAAGAGCAAACCACGAAAUGAUAGAAAACUAAUUUGCCUGGCAGCAAAACAAGAAAAUUAAAAAAAAAAAAAGCAAAGUAGAAAACUUUCUGUGAAAUGAAAAUAAUUGCUUACGGAUCCGUGGGGAUUAAAAAAAUCGUAUCUGUCUCGCAAACCCAGAGUCUGCCCUGCAGGGAGGGGGGGGAGGAAGGGGGGAGUGUCUCAGUUUUUUGCAAACUCUCCUUCCAGGUAUCCAGAGCUCUGCCUCUCCUCCUCGCCCAGUCCACAAGGAAAGAUUGCGCGAAGCUGGUAACUGCCGUGGGCACGAUCUUUUGGGAGUGGGCAGGAGGAGGGCAGCCCCGCUCGCUGCCCCUCAGAGAGGGUUCGCAAAACGGAGCGCGGCUCCUCUCCGGCCCCUCGAUGUGUUGCUGACUUCGAUAAACUGUUAUAAUAUAUAUUAUAUUAUAUAUUUUUUUCUUUUUUUAGUUGAUUUGGGUUUUUUGAAAAUUUGGUUUAAAUUUGUUUGGAAUAUUUUUUUUUACCGGGGCAGGGGAGGGAGGGGGGACUCUGGAGAAGAGAGGGAUAGGCAUGCUGCUUUGGCUGAACCGAUCCGGCUGCGACUGGGGAGGGGGGAGUCACGGGCCCUGCGCAGACGUUUAAGACAGGAGGGGGCGCUGUUCCGUCUGGUGUUGUAGCCAUCUCGAGAACAAGGAGGGGGGGAAAACCACACAAACACAAAAAGAAAUA